This is a messenger RNA of Melampsora larici-populina 98AG31, 480 nucleotides long. RefSeq lists its product as uncharacterized. Lineage: Eukaryota; Fungi; Basidiomycota; Pucciniomycetes; Pucciniales; Melampsoraceae. The record is from RefSeq and is a predicted model, not a curated record. The transcript is spliced from 4 exons. Bases 1 to 480 code for a protein of 159 amino acids.
AUGAACAAAUUUUCACUUCUAGCUACAUUCAUUACUAUCUUUUUGGCUGCUUUCAGUCGAGCCUUUUCGUUUUCGGAAAGUUUAGAGACUCUAUCUGGUCAUAAUACGGCAUUGUGGCAAGACGGAGCAAAAGACGCCGUAGGUAACUUCUUCGAUGCGGUGGAUGAAGGCAACAUAGAGAAUCUUCAAAAGACAAUCUCGAACCCAAAGGCCGCUGUCUUCAGUUUUAACGGCCGGGAACUCAAGGGAGAAGCUAUCAUCCAUGCAUUCCACGACGCAGCAGUCAAGAGUGGCAAUACGUUCGAGAAACAAAUCACUGCAGUGAAGUGCUUCAAAAAUGAAGAUAAUCAAAUUCAAGUUAACGUGGAGGGAUUAGUUUCCAAGAACGGAGGACCAGGAGAAGCAUACAAAGCUACUCUGAUUAUCAAAGAUAAGAAAGUGGAAACAUUGAAAAGUGUCUUGGGUUCAACUUCGGCUUAA